UGUCAAAUUUAGCUUUUGUGCCAAGUUUGGCAACCAUAAUCAUUUCUAUAAGAAACAACCAAGGCCAUAGGCUCACAUACCACUGAGCUCCUCCCAUGGCACUUGUGUCAGCUUCUCAGCCUUCACUGCCCACGUCUGUUUUUGACAAAGGGAACUUCCCCUUCAAAUGCGUUACAGAGGAGACACCUUGCUCUUCCUGUUUUGAUUCUUCAGCCCCUCCUAAGCCCUUGUUAAUCGUCACACCAACCGUAACCGGCACUUACCCCGUAAUCGUGCUCCUCCAUGGCUUCUACCUCCGCAACUACUUCUACCAAGACCUUCUCCAACAUAUAGCCUCACAUGGAUUCAUAGCUGUUGCACCUCAGCUAUACGGAUACGUGCCUUCAACUGGACCUGAAGAAAUAGAUUCCGGGGCCAAAGUCAUAAACUGGUUAGCAAAAGGCCUCCAAUCCCUGCUACCUGAAAAUGUUGUACCAGACUUCACCAAAUUUGCUCUAUCAGGUCACAGCAGAGGCGGCAAAGCAGCAUUUGCACUUGCACUUGGGCAUGCCAAAACUGCCCUGUCCCUCAAAUUUUCAGUGCUAAUAGGCAUUGACCCUGUGGCUGGCGCCAACCAACAUUGCACAAUCAGGCCCCAUAUCCUCACCUACGAACCUCAAUCUUUCAACCUCUCCAUUCCGGUCACGGUAAUUGGCACUGGCCUUGGACCAGAAAAGAAGAAUGCGUGCAUAUCACAGCCAUGCGCUCCAAAUGGCGUGAACCACAAGGAGUUUUUUUAUGAGUGCAAGCCUCCAUGUGCACAUUUUGUUGUCAAAGACUAUGGUCACAUGGACAUGUUGGACGACGACCCGCCCGGCUUGGUUGGGGCACUUUCUGGUUGUAUGUGCAAGAAUGGGACGGGUCCGAAGGAGCUCAUGAGGAAGACUGUGGGUGGGAUUGUUGUGGCGUUUUUGAAGGCUUAUUUGAAUGGGGAGGAUGAGGACUUGGUUGCUAUUGUGGAGGAUCCUGCUGUUUCUCCUGCAAAGCUUGAACCUGUGGAGUUCAUUAGAGCAUGAAGUAAAAUAGAUCAGCUGUUAAUCUUUUCUAUGUGAUAAUGAACUUUUUCUUUGAGUGAUGUAUAUUUGAUUGAUAUGCUACAUUGUAUUAAAUUUGGUGGUUGAACUUGAAUACGUACAUGUCCUAGCUAAUAAUGAUUACGGGUUUCUGUCGUGAUCAUUCACAGACAAAGUCACAUGGCAGAUAAGUUGAUAAGCUGCGUAAGGCAUGCGGUCAAAACCAUGUCUACAGAAAAUUUCAAACCAGUAAUUACAAAAGGCCAAGUGAGACACGGAUCUACCUUCUGUUUUUGAGUAUUUUUAAUUGUUUGACUCA
Molecule: messenger RNA, 1371 nt
Organism: Prunus mume (Japanese apricot)
Lineage: Eukaryota; Viridiplantae; Streptophyta; Magnoliopsida; Rosales; Rosaceae
Gene: CLH1
Product: chlorophyllase 1
Biological process (GO): chlorophyll catabolic process
Molecular function (GO): chlorophyllase activity
Source: RefSeq, a predicted model, not a curated record